CAGUUUGACUAACCAUGGUUAGGCUUUGAUGUACAUGUACUGCAAAUUUAUAAACAAUUGAAAUCUGGGGAGAGAGAGACAGACAAAGAAAAGAAAGCACAUCUCAAAAUCCUUCCGCAUUCCAGAAGAACCCAACAUUUCUUUUCAAAGACUUUAGAAGUAUUUAGCUUUCAUGGAGAUUCUUUAUCAUCUUUGAUACCUCCCCCCCUCAAGGCUUGCAGAUCAUAUACGGUCAAAGACAAGGAAAACGGGAACUUGGUCGAAUCUGAAGCAAACCCAUCACACCAAUCCAAGAACUCUGAGAUGGGUCUGUCAAGCCUUCCUGCUCCAUCACAAGGAAUGCUGUGUAUCAUACUGGUAAACACAGCAUUAUCGAUUUCCAUCUUCAAAGGCAUUGUCCAAUACAUCCUUCAUGUAGUAGGCGUCCUCCUCACAUCAUCACCAUCAAUGCCGUCAGUGACGCCCUCUGAGGAUCCAUCCGAAUCAUUUGGCCUUCAGUUCUGCCACGCGCACGGUCUCCUGGAGGAGUUCAGGAACCGGACACCGACCCUGAGAUUCAGCAGCUGCAAGAAACAUCCCGACCACGAACAAGAUUGUUCUGUCUGCCUGACGAAAUUCGAGCCAGAGUCAGAGAUCAACAACCUCAACUGUGGCCACUUGUUUCACAAAAUAUGCUUGGAAAAAUGGAUCGAUUACUGGAACAUCACUUGCCCACUUUGUAGGACUUCUCUGGUUCCAGAAGAAGAUGUCUCUUCAUACAUUUGGUGAGAGCAGUCGCUGAGUUUUCUCUGUAUAGAAUCGGUGGUUUGCACAGAUAUUAAUACAUAAAUGCACAGAGGCGAUGAUCAGUUAAGGUUGCUUUUCUGGUCAAGUUUUCAGUCACAUUAGAUCCCACGAGAUCAAUCUCGAGAUAUAUCUGAUGUGCAUACAAUGUGAAGUUAUGAACUACUUACAUGUACGAAGAUGUUGAGUUUGUGGUCUUGCCCUUUGUAUUUGUACAUAUGUAUACUUAGAUUUCUCCGUGAA
Messenger RNA from Tarenaya hassleriana, 1026 nucleotides. Its product is annotated as probable E3 ubiquitin-protein ligase XERICO. The transcript has 2 exons. The record is from RefSeq and is a predicted model, not a curated record. Lineage: Eukaryota; Viridiplantae; Streptophyta; Magnoliopsida; Brassicales; Cleomaceae. Bases 304 to 768 code for a protein of 154 amino acids.